Molecule: messenger RNA, 15193 nt
Organism: Gigantopelta aegis
Lineage: Eukaryota; Metazoa; Mollusca; Gastropoda; Neomphalida; Peltospiridae
Product: voltage-dependent calcium channel type A subunit alpha-1-like
Exons: 48
Coding region: 1-6390 (2129 amino acids)
Biological process (GO): calcium ion import across plasma membrane; chemical synaptic transmission
Cellular component (GO): membrane; voltage-gated calcium channel complex
Molecular function (GO): high voltage-gated calcium channel activity; calcium ion binding
Source: RefSeq, a predicted model, not a curated record
AUGGUGCUUCUGACCAUUAUAGCAAACUGUGUAGUGCUCGCCUUGGAGGAACACCUUCCUGAGGAAGACAAGACUCCGCUAGCUGUACAAUUAGAUGCCACGGAAGUCUACUUCUUGGGGAUAUUUUGUGUAGAAGCAAUGCUUAAAAUUGUAGCUCUAGGAUUCGUGUUACAUAAAGGAUCUUACCUACGCAACGUGUGGAACAUAAUGGAUUUUAUAGUAGUUGUUACUGGGUUUAUCACCUUGGUGCAUUCCUCCAGCAAGAAGAGCUCCUCAUUUGACCUGCGGACUCUGCGGGCGGUUAGGGUGCUUCGGCCCCUCAAGUUGGUGUCGGGCAUUCCAAGUUUACAAGUAGUAUUGAAGUCCAUUAUAAGAGCCAUGGCUCCUUUGUUACAAGUGUGUUUAUUGGUGCUUUUUGCAAUUAUCAUCUUUGCCAUCAUUGGCCUAGAAUUCUAUGCUGGUGCUUUCCAUUUUGCCUGCUUCAGAGAUGAUACUACCUCCAGAACAGAAGAUGACAUUGACAGUGGAGAUGAAGAGAGUAUACGACCAUGUGCAAACAAUCCCAAUUCAGGAGGAUUUAAAUGCCAACUAAACAUAUCACACUGUGAGCUAGGCUGGCGAGGACCCAAUUCUGGGAUUACUAGUUUUGACAAUAUAGGAUAUGCUAUGUUAACUGUGUUUCAGUGCAUUACCAUGGAGGGGUGGACUUCAGUAUUGUAUUAUACAAAUGAUGCCUUAGGAAGCAGCUUCAAUUUUUUAUAUUUUAUACCUCUCAUCAUCUUGGGAUCGUUUUUCAUGCUGAACUUAGUUCUUGGAGUCCUCAGUGGAGAAUUUGCCAAGGAAAGAGAACGUGUAGAGAACCGUCGAGCUUUCUUCAAGUUGAGGAGACAACAACAGAUAGAGAGAGAACUCAAUGGUUAUCUGGAGUGGAUAUGCAAAGCUGAAGUCAUUUUAUCCGAGGAUAAAACCACAGAUGAAGAAAAAAUUAAAAUUAUUGAAGCUCGUCGAAGGGCAGCAGCUCGGAAGGUGAAGCAGCUGAAGGGAGAAGACACGGAUGAUGACAACACGGAGCCGAUCGAUGAUGACUUACUGGUGGAGAUGGCAUUAGGACCACCGUUUGCUAGAACCAUCAAAAAUAGAAAAUACCAAGGCAGAUUUGGUUCAUUUUGGAGAUCUGAGAAAAACUUUAGGUUUUCUGUUCGGCGCUUAGUGAAGAGUCAAUUUUUUUAUUGGAUAGUCAUAGUUUUAGUGUUUCUCAAUACAGCGUGUGUCGCAUCAGAGCACUACGGGCAACCACAGUGGCACACAGAUUUCUUGUAUUAUAUGGAGUAUGUGUUUCUAGGUUUGUUUAUAUCUGAAAUGUUCAUCAAAAUGUAUGGAGUGGGUGCGCGCAUGUAUUUCAAGUCAUCAUUCAAUGUCUUCGACUGUGUGGUAGUGAUUGGCAGCAUCAUAGAGGUCAUUUGGUCUGAGUUCAAGGAUGGAUCAUUCGGUAUCAGUGUUCUAAGAGCACUGAGACUUCUUAGGAUUUUCAAAGUGACCAGAUACUGGUCGUCUCUACGUAACUUAGUCAUCUCACUUCUUAGCAGUAUGCGUUCCAUUGUGAGCUUGUUGUUUCUGCUGUUCCUCUUCAUUCUCAUCUUUGCCUUACUUGGAAUGCAGUUGUUUGGAGGAGAAAUGAAUUUUCCAGAUGGCCGACCUCCAAGCCAUUUUGAUACAUUUCCGAUUGCACUACUAACAGUAUUUCAGAUAUUAACUGGAGAAGAUUGGAAUGAAGUGAUGUAUAACGGAAUCCGGGCUCACGGUGGGACAGACAAAGGCAUGAUUUUCUGCCUCUACUUCAUUGUGCUGGUGCUCUUUGGUAACUAUACACUGCUGAAUGUAUUCUUGGCCAUUGCUGUAGACAACCUGGCAAAUGCUCAGGAGCUUACUGCUGCAGAGGAGGAACAAGCAGCAGAAGAAGAAGCGCAAAAGAAAGAACAAGAACUGAAGGACUCGGCAGCUCUCGAUUACUCGCUAAAUGCUCCCAGCUCCGGUCCUCCACUCGUAAACAUCUGCCCGCCGUCGCCACAGAACAAUGAAGACUGCAAAACAGGAAACUUUAACUACAUUAAUUUCAGUAGUGGCAGCCGUGACAUUAACCUCAGUCAAAACAACCUCAAAGACAACCGUGAUAAGCACGUCAUCAUGGACAUGGACACGAAGCACACCAAUAACCUCGAUGAUGAUGAUGAUAACGCUAACAAGAAGGCUAAAGGAGUAAGUGUAACGAGCAGUAGUACCCUGGAGGUGCGACCUAAAACAGAACAAAAUGCCUUUGGAAACCCUAAACCCAUGUUGCCUUACAGUUCCAUGUUCAUCUUUGGACCAACCAAUCCAAUUCGCCGUUUCUGCCACUUCGUGGUAAACUUGCGGUACUUUGAUCUGUUCAUCAUGAUCGUGAUCUGCGCCAGCAGUGUGGCGCUGGCUGCUGAGGAUCCCGUCAGAGAGGCGUCGUUCCGCAACCAAAUUCUCAACUACUUCGACUUCAUCUUCACCGGAGUCUUCACCAUAGAAAUGAUCCUUAAAGUCAUAGAUUUAGGUGUAGUUCUACAUCCUGGUUCUUACUGUCGUGAUCUCUGGAAUAUCCUUGAUGCUACAGUUGUCAUCUGUGCCCUGGUGGCAUUUGCAUUCAGGAUUGUUGUGUUCACUACUGGCAGCAGGGGAGAUUCAGGGAAUGCUGGGAAGAAUCUGAAUACAAUCAAGUCUUUGAGAGUUCUGCGUGUCCUGCGACCACUGAAAACUAUUAACAGAGUACCAAAACUGAAGGCUGUGUUUGAUUGUGUGGUGCACUCACUGAAGAACGUCUCGCAGAUUCUUGUGGUGUAUAUGCUGUUCCAGUUCAUCUUUGCUGUCAUUGCUGUCCAGCUCUUCAACGGGAAAUUCUUCUACUGCACAGACGAGUCAAAACACUUAAAAAGAGAAUGCCAGGGCCAGUAUUUUCUCUACGACCACUCAGAAACGCCAACGGUGAAGGAUCGAGAAUGGCUACGACGUGACUUCCACUAUGACAACAUCUUAAUGGCCAUGCUGACGCUGUUUACUGUUACGACGGGAGAAGGGUGGCCAGGAAUACUGAAGAAUUCAAUGGAUUCCACUAUGGAGAACGAAGGACCGAAACCCGGAUUCCGAAUGGAGAUGGCCAUAUUUUACGUUGUGUUCUUCAUCGUCUUUCCUUUCUUCUUUGUAAACAUUUUUGUGGCCUUGAUUAUCAUCACAUUCCAGGAGCAGGGAGAAAAUGAACUAGUUGAUCAAGACAUGGAUAAAAAUCAGAAACAGUGUAUAGAUUUUGCCAUCAAUGCAAAGCCACUGUGCCGAUUCAUGCCAAAAAACAAAACAUCUUUACGGUAUAAGAUUUGGAAGAUAGUCAUGUGUCCAAAGUUUGAGUAUUUCAUCAUGACACUCAUUGCUCUCAAUACUAUUGUAUUAAUGAUGAAGUAUCAUGGACAGCAUGGUGUUUAUGUUGACGUUGGCAAAAAUCUCAAUAUAACGUUUACCUGUUGCUUCACGGUUGAAUGCAUACUCAAGCUGUUUGGUCUUGGUCCCAGGAAUUACUUCCGUGACUCGUGGAAUGUGUUUGAUUUUGUGACGGUAAUAGGCAGCAUCAUUGAUGUCAUCAUCACAGCUAAUUCUGCAUCUAGUGUCAGUUUUGGAUUCUUUCGGCUGUUCCGUGCAGCCCGUCUAGUGAAGCUGCUGCGUCAGGGAAAAACCAUUCGACUACUUCUGUGGACUUUCUUUCAAUCCUUUAAGGCUUUACCAUAUGUGUGCCUACUGAUCCUCAUGUUGUUCUUCAUAUAUGCCAUUAUUGGGAUGCAAGUUUUUGGAAAUAUCAAGUUAGAUUCCAAAACAGAUAUAAACAGACACAACAACUUUAGAACAUUCUUUCAAGCUUUAAUAUUAUUAUUCCGGUGUGCUACAGGUGAGAACUGGCAACAGAUAAUGUUGUCGUGUUUGCCGGGUCGACCGUGUGACCCGGAAUCGUAUUCUCCAGAAGACGUUGGACGGGAGAACGGCUGUGGUCUCAGCAUUGCUUACUUCUACUUCGUGUCUUUUAUCUUUCUUUGCUCAUUUUUGAUGUUGAACUUGUUUGUGGCUGUUAUCAUGGACAAUUUUGACUAUCUCACUCGAGAUUCAUCCAUCCUUGGUCCCCAUCAUCUUGACGAGUAUAGCCGGGUUUGGGCAGAGUAUGACCCUGCUGCUACUGGCAGAAUUCACUAUACUGAUAUGUAUGAAAUGUUACGAAAUAUGGAGCCGCCAGUUGGAUUUGGGAAAAAGUGCCCCUACAGAUUAGCUUACAGAAAAUUGAUACGGAUGAAUAUGCCGGUUGCUGAGGAUGGAACAGUGCACUUCAAAACAACCCUGUUCGCCCUCAUCCGCGAGUCUCUAAUGGUUAAAACUGGUCCAGCUGAGGAGAUGGAUAGGAAAGAUGAAGAGAUGAGAGAAGUUAUCCGAGUAAUGUGGCCAGUUCAAGCCAAAAAACUUUUAGAUUUACUCAUGCCACCAAAUAGUGAACUGAAUGAAGGCAAAAUGACUGUUGGGAAGAUCUAUGCAGGUCUACUGGUGGUGGAGAACUGGAAAGCCUACAAGGUCAGCCAGACGUCUUCCUCCAACACACGAAUGGAAGAAAAAGAUGAGCAACAAGAUGAAGAGUACUUUGUAAGAAAACGCCCAAGGAGACACUCUUACCAGUAUUACCCUCCAGAACAGCACAGGGUGGUCAAUGAUUCCCGCACUGUAGCAAAAAUAAAUGAUGCUUACAUUCCUGACACUGAUGCGGUGAGAAAUCAUGUACCGAAUCAUGUGUCAGAUCAUGUACCAGAUCAGAUACCGGAUAAUGGACCUCACGCACCAAGUGGUGAAACUACCGGUGUUGAUGAGCAGCGGCCACCAUCUUUGUUUCAACGCCUGAUGGGUGCGAUGCGGACUCCGUCUGCUCGUUCCAGUGCUUCCCUUGAUUCUGAGCACUCUGAUGGAGACAACGUGUCAGAGGGAGGACACAGUAUCGAUAAAGGCCACAACUGGAACAGAUCGUUCAGUUUUCUCCGUCGUGGAAGCAGCAAACGGAACCGUGAUGGUGACUCUUCCAGUGUACAGGGUCACCGAGGCUAUCAAGGUGGAUAUCAUAAUAAUUCUUAUGUCAUUGAUGAACGAGAUGAAUAUUUAGAUGAGGCACGAAGUCAGCUAGACGUGGGUCGACGUGCAGCCCAUUCACCGUCAACACCGGUGUCCCCGAUGUCGCCGCGGUCUCACAGUCCUUACGGGUCUCCGCGGGCAUCGCCCCUUCCCCAGCGCCGGUCACCAUCGCCACGGAGAUCCGAUGUCGGAUUCGCAUCGGCGGUCUCCAACCUGGUAGAACAAGCUCACACUAUAGCAGAACAGGACAGACGUAAGCAGUACGGCCACCGACACGAUGACAGUUUGAGUGUUCCGACAUCCCCCCAGCUGAGAACCAGUCGUAGCCGGUCCCGCAUCGUCCGGCCCCCUCUCCAACAGCAGCCUCAGGUCGCUGGAUCCCCCCGCCCCACUCGGCGCGACCGGGAAGCCGGUUUCUUCAGAUCUACGUCUCUAGAAAACCGGUCCCGAAGUCCAUCGCCCAAACUGAAUGACGAGUCUCCACAGCUUGAGUACUAUGGCUCGUCCAACCUCAUAGACCGAUCUCGCAGUCCCAGCCCCCUCCAGUCUCCCCCGAAACGGACCGGUCGCAAGCUGCCGCCGGUUCCAGCCAAGCCGUCGUCGCUGAACCUUGCUCAACCCAAGCUGAAGGAAUCGAUGCCGAAGGUGAUGCCAUCUCCGACCCUGCCUCAGCCGCCACGUAGUCCCGGCAGCAUCAACUUCCCAAAGUUGAACUCGUCACCAACACAUCUUCCGAAAUUGAACAUCCCGCCCAACUCUUCUUCUUCUUCUUCUUCUUCGCAUGUGCCACCACCUGGCAGGCUGGGGCGGCCCGAGCCAUACAGUCCCACGGAGCGAAACAAUCUGAACAAAGUGUCCAAGCGGCAGGCACAGACACUUCCCCCCAUUGCCGCUGCUGCUGCUGCUCACAGAACUACUGGUAGUGCUUUCCAUGGCGACCCGUCGCCGUCGUGGAACCGCGAACAUGUGUCGGGAGGACGCGGUAGAGCGUCCGAUCCAAGGACGGGUGAUAGGAGUAGAAUCUUAGCCAAUCAGUUCGGGGACGCUCCCCCGGACCCCGUGCAUGGACCUGCCCCGAGAAGUGCGGCCACACUUCCCAACGGGCUUAAACCAAAAGGCAGAGGGGGUGCGUCUAGGAAAGCAGAGAAGUAUGAAAUGCACAGUGAGAGUAAUAUUCCAGUACGACAUGAGUCGGAUGAAGAUGAGGAUGACUGGUGUUGAUUGAUGGGUGGUGUGGGUUUUUUUUUACUGUAGAACAGUUAUUUACCUUUGUAGAACAGCUGUGUCAUGUCCAUUCCAUUCAUAUGUGUAUUUGUUCAUCAGUGUGUGUGUGUGUGUGUGUGUGCAAAAAAAGAAAUACUCCAAAUACUUCCAGCAAAAAAAAUACAAUCCAUCACAUCUUUAAGAGUGAACAAGGUCCAAGUUAACGGAGCCAACAGCAAGUGUACAAAGGAUCUAACGGUCUCAACACGGUCUUCUUGUCUGGAUGAAGUAUCGAUCUGCAUGUGUACAGAUUUUUCAAGUUUUUUUUAGUGGGUUUUUUUCUCUAACUACUUGUAGCUAGCUGUCGGUUGUUAAUGAGCAGAAUAUGACCCAAAAGUGCUUUAUUCCUAAGCAAUGCUCAAUGGAAUGCAUUUGUUAUGUAUAAGUGGGCUGGGUUUUUUAGAGGAUUAAAGAGAAAAACAAAGCCCACAUGCAAGACUAAAUUAUAACUAUUUGUAGAGCAUCAUUCUGAACAAAUGGAAAUAAAUGUGUGUGAAAAUUAAAUGUGCUGUGACUUUUUUUAAUCAUACAUGUUAUAUUCAUAACAAUCUCACCCAGUUCGGUGUUCUCUGGUGGACACUGUUUAUUAUAUGAAAAUGCAAAGUCAGUAUUUGCAUUUCGUAUUGGGACAUUUUAACUCCAGUAAAGGACUACGCACUGAUUUAUUACACAGUCUUUCAUUCUUGUUAACACUAUGUUGGUUUAUUGUACAUAUUCUAGUGAACUGUUUAUAUUGUGUAGCUUAUUUAUUCAUUUAUUUGUUAAUUUAUUUAUUUAUUUAUUAAAUUAUAAAACAAAAUGUACUGUAUUGUAGUAUUUGAAAGUUUAUUAUUGAUAAUAUUUAUUGAAGGUUGAUGGUUUUCAUCUGUUUUAUUUAAAAUAUAUAUAGUUUAUGUAGCACAAACUAUUUGCUGAACACUGAAUUAUAAUGAAUUAUUAGUGACUUUAAGAUGUAGUAUUGGACCAGAUCGAUUAACUAUUAACAACUUAAAGCUUAAAGAUGUAGCUCUGUUAUUUUAAUGAUAUUAUGCUAAUAUUUCAUUACUAUAGCUUACAUAAAAGAAGUGAGAUAUCAAAUAAAUUAAAAAUUGAUACUUGAGAAAAAAUUAGCAAGUUGUGUACCAGCACAAACAAGCAAACAAAAAUGGUUACAUUUUUUAAAAUUAAUUUCUUUUUCAUUGACUUAAGUCAAACUGCAAAUUUUGGUGCUGUUUUUCUGUUACAUAUGCAAACUUCAUAUAGUUGAUGUUAAAGACAUAAAGGGAAUCUCAAAUCGGAUUUAUUCUGUAAUAAAUGUUUUUUUCAUCUAUAUUGGCCUGACUCUUAUCAUUACAUGGCAAACCAUGGUAACUCUACUCAAGUGGAGAUAAGUCUGCAAAUUCUUUAUCUGUACUCCACCUCUGCCUUUGCAAAUCUGGUUGAAUCCACUGAAGUUCAAACUGUUGCCCUCUGUUGGAAAUUAAUUUGAAACAUUUACUUUUACCCUUGAAUGGUAUUCUAACUAACCAGGAUUUUGACAAUGAAGUUUCAGAUGUUUAUGAUAAACAUGGAUAUAAAAACAAAUGAUUAUAUUCUAUGCAUAUACAUGUAUAUCAGUAUUCCUAAUCUUUUUAGAUGUAAGCUUUUAAGCAACUAGACAUCCAUACACCAAAAUAGUGGGGUUUGUUUUUCAAUGUUUAUAAAUAUAUAUAUUUUUGUUUUAAAACAUACAACAAAAUAGUGGUGUUUCUUUUUUAAUGUUUAUAAAUACAUUUUCCAGUGCCAAUUGCUAGCAAACAUAAUUGUACCAUGGCAGAGGUGGAGUAUAAAUACAGAAUAGUAAUCAAAUUCUAGAUGAAUGUUUGGAUGAUAAAUAGUUUUUAUCAGUUUAUAGUUCAUUUGCUGAAAGGUAUGAAGGUAAACAAUGGUGUAUUGAGGAACAUUUUCUUUGUUUUACAAUGUACCGGUACUGCAUUUGUGUAGACCAGUAUCCUAGAUCUAUAUACACUAAUUAUAUUGCCAAGUUCGUAUGUUUGGAACGCACAAUCUCAAUAGUAUGAAAUAUUUAUAGAUGCCAAACUGUCAUACAUAUAGUUUAUUGCUUGCAGUUUUCAACCCUCAAGUCUAUAAGUGGUCACUAAAAGCAGGGUUAGUUCUGACACUUGCCAAGUUCACCAAUUGUGAAUUUUCAAAGCAAUUGGUGAAUUUUAUUUUCAUUUGGCGAAUAAAUUCUAUGUAAUAAUUGUUAUUUUAUUAGAAAAUAACUGGGUUUUUGCAAUUAUUGAAGAUAAAAUAGAGGAUUUGGCGAAAAGUUCUGCUUACCCAAAGCUAGCCAUGAAAAGUAUGUAAAUACCCAAUUAACUUACAGGUUUAAGCAAUAAAGAGUUGCAGAUCUGAACUCUACAUAUAUUUUUACAUAAAAAUCAAUGUUCAAACCUUCAUGACUCCCAGAUAUACUCUAAUACAAAUCUUGAGUUCAGACUUGUUACAUUUGAGUCUUGAGGACCUUCUCGUUAGGUUUGUCUUGAAAUGACACAGUUAUGGUUUUGAGUCUUGAGUUCACCCUUUUUUGAGGUUUGAGUCCAGACACAUUAAGUUUUAAUUUCAAGUUCAGUCACUGUUUGAGUCUUAAGGUCAAUCUUGUUAUGUCUUGUAUUCCAACUUAUUAAUUUUGAGUAUAGUUGAGUUCAGACUUGUUACAUUUGAGUCUUGAGUUCAGACUUGUUACAUUUGAGUCUUGAGUUCAGACUACCAUGUUAAAUUUGAGUGACGAGUUCACACGUGUUACAUUUAAGCCUAGAGUCCAGGCUCCGUAUUCAUAAACACACUUAAGUCAAUGUAUGAUACCUAAAUACAUACUUAAAGUACACAGAUAAGUAUCAUACAUUCACUUAAGUACGUUUAUGAAUAUGGAGCCUGGGGCCUAAUUCAUUAAACUCUCGCAACUUUGCGAUCUCACAAUGCAAUAUUUAAAGACUUACAAAGAGGAUGCUUUGUUAUUUAGUAUUACCGGAAUCCUGGGCUUGUGUUUUUUGCUUUCUAUAAACUCAUUAAAACUUGUUUAUAAAGAUUAAUUCAGAGUCACUUUACUAAACUGAAUGCGGUCUUGGCAUUUCUACUCUAUUUUUUUUUUGCACUCAAAUUAGGUUAGUUUUGUUAAAUUGGUGUAUUUACAUUUUUAAACAUGUUACAUACGGCAUGUAUCUGAUGCAUUGUUGAUGGAUUGAUAGAAUUUGGAGUUUUACAAAGUCCUGAAUUAAUUUAGUUUUUCUGUUUGUUGUGAUAAUGUGCAUAAAACAUUUACUGUGAUUCUAACAGAAACAAUGUAGAGUAUCAGAAGGCUGUGUAGGUAUUUUUUGUCCACAUUCCAGACCAUGUGUCACAAACACAUGUAGUUGUUUCAUGCAUAACAAUUAACCAUUGGAUACACAGUGUGCUCAGCAAAACAUUCCUUUCAUUAUUCAGUCUGAAUGACAAAAACAUUAACACAUUCAAGCUUAUAUCUCUACACAAGACAAAUUGCAAAAGAUGUUUUGACAAAGUUCAAAAGAUAUGAUUAGCAAAAACAUUCAUUUUAUUACUCAAUCUGUUUUUGUCAUAAGAACUAGCCAAAGAUUAAAAAUGCACCUGGUUUACACCAGACAACGAAUGAAAAGUUUAGGACUGAAUAUCAGUAUAAUUCAGCAUUCAAUACUAAGGUAAAACAACAUCACUGUUUAAUUAAUAAAUACUUUUUGUGUUUUAAAAAUACUGAGGGCAAGCAUUCACAAUGUUUAGGGAUUUUUUUUCCACUGAUUUGAAAACUCCCAAGUUCAGAAUUAUUCCAUAUUGUCCAAAGAAUUGUUUGUUAUAAGUUGUUCAAAAAUGCACUUUGUUCAGCUGUUUGACACGUUUUAUUCCAGAAGACACCAAAAUAGAUGAUUGAGCCUAAAACAAAUUGUUUUUCUGGGAAACCAACCCCACCUAGGUAAAAAGGGCUGACCCUAAUUAGGUUUCCAAUGUAAUUAGGUUUUUUAAAAUUAAUAUGUAGAUAAAAAAAAGAGUACAUACAUAACAAUAUAUCUGGACCCAUAGGUAUGAAUGUAAUAAAAAUAAUAAUAAUAAAAAAGAAAGAAAAGAAAACUGACUUUUCUAACAAAAAUGUUUAAAACAUUUUUUAUUAUUUUUAUUUUUUUGUGCACAUUCCCUGAAACACAAUUUGUUUAGGCUUAAUGGAGACUCUUAUUCAAUACAAAUGUGAUAUUUGAAAAUCUGUUAAUUUACAAUUAUGUUUUCAGAUUCUAGGAUGAGAACUGUUUCUUGUUGUAUGUGUUUGCACUUGUAUGUAAAAAAGUAACUAACAUUUCCUGUGUUUAACAGUCAUCACCAAAGGAACUAUCAACAAGUGGUCUCAUAGGACAGGUGACUGCUUAAUUGAGGUUUGAGAGACACCAAAGUUGUUGUUGGCCUCUUAAGUUAGGUGGUCUCAGGACGGGUUAUGUCUUAAACCACAGUGGUGGAUCCACAACUUGUAAAAGGAAGGUAGAAAGUAGGCUUUAAUAUGUAACUUUAAUGGAAUGCCAUGCCUAAGAAAUGCGGUAGGCCAUUCGUCAUAUACAUACGGUAAUAGCAUUAGGGUAAGAUAUUUAACAUUAAGCGGAAUGCCAACUGCUAAAGGUAUGUGAUCCAGAGAAAAGGUCAUUGAACAUAGUCAUAAUGGAAAUUUUUCUUGCCCUUCCCAUUUGUUUUUAAAUGGAGAAAUCAGCACUUGAGACUGCUUAAUGAAGCUGUCUGUUUAGCAAUUUUGUCUAAGGGCAGUUUCAGACAUGAACUCAUUGAGAAGAGGGGGUAGCAUUUUGUUAUAUAUUAUUUACACUAUACCAUUAAAUUUGUGGCCUCUCUAAUCUAAUCAAGUACUGUUGGAGAACAAUCAGAGAUUCUGGCCUGGUGUUUAUAAAACAUUCAGAGUCUAAAACUCAAGACUAAUAGUUUGAGACAAUAAUGUGAUGACAAUGCCAUGCAAAUUGUAUGUGUGCGACGUCAUUAGAGACUGAGUCUGGACUCUAAAAGUGUUAUAAGCACGGGCCUUGGCCUAGUCAACGUUUUUGGCAAGAUAUACAUGUAGGUAUUUAUUUUUGGCAAGAUAUACAUGUAGGUAUUUAUUUUUUCCAACAGCAGCUGUGACCAUGAUGUUAAAUUUUGCAUUAAAGUUUUAGAUCAGUUUAUCUCAAACUUGGUUUAUAGUUUAAAGUUUAUGGUAGGUGAGUCAUUAAAUUCCAUGGGAUUCUUGUUAAUACAUUGUACAACAAAACUUAAAAUGUUUAUUCCACAAUGUGGAUGAGACAUUUUCUAUGAGUGUAGCUGCUACUUUUAUGUCACAACACAGCCAACAUAAAUAGAAGAAUGGUAAAAGGAAAGAAAAUUUCAUGUUUAACAUGGUUACAGGGGUGGAUCUAGGAAUGUUAUAUUAUUUCAUGUUUAACAUGGUUACAGGGGUGGAUCUAGGAAUGUUAUAUUAUUUCAUGUUUAACAUGGUUACAGGGGUGGAUCUAGGAAUGUUAUAUUAUUUCAUGUUUAACAUGGUUACAGGGGUGGAUCUAGGAAUGUUAUAUUAUUUCAUGUUUAACAUGGUUACAGGGGUGGAUCUAGGAAUGUUAUAUUAUUUUAUUUUUGUUGGGGAACUAAGGAUGAAAGGGCACAUGAACCAGCUCAUGAAAAGGGCAGACCAAUGAAUUUAAAAAAAAUAAAAACAGAAAAAAAGAGGCACUUGAAUUUAUUUAAGGGGACAGGGCCCUUGGAUCCCACCAUGAAUCUGCUUCUGGGUUAUUGUAACACUUUUUUCGAAAGAUAGAGAAGAAACCUGCUGCUACCGAUAAAGCAUCAAGAGAUUUUCUAUAGCAUUUUCCUAUGAAGGAAUUAUGAAUACAUAAAUGCAACCCCCUUCUCCUACCAAAUUGUUCAUUUUUGAAAACGUCCUUGGACAGUUGUUUUAGUUGCUAAUUUAAGCAUUCAAGUUAAAUGUUAACAUGUUUCAUUGUAGAAAUUAUAUGACUGUUAAUUUCAAUCACGACUGUAUUGAAGCUAACAAACAUCGUUGCAUGAUACUGUGUGUAUUUAAAAACAAUUUAAUAUUUUGAUUUUCUACUUCUCCAAUUUUACACUGUAAUAAGAUGUUAUGUCAUUAAUUUACAUAAUGUCUUAAAAGUCUUUUAAAACAUUUUUUUACCAUUUAAUGUUAUAUUCUCUGUAAUUUUUAAACAAUUACAGCUUUGUUUUAUGUCGGAUGGAAAUUUAAAUAUUAAAAAUAACUGGUGCAUCUUAUACUGGUUUAUCAUUAUCUGAUAUUAAAAUGUUUUUUUAAAAGGAACUAUUCAACAGUUACAUAAAGCAAAAUUUGGCAUUCCCUCUCCCCACCUUUCUGUAUAAUGUGGGAGUUUUAAUGCAAAGACCACUAUACCCGUCAUUGUGACAUAAUUUAAGAUAAUCUGUUUGCAUUUUUAUUUUUUGUUUCAUAUUAGUGAAGACAAGGUAAAAUGUUACUAAAUCUUACACGAUUGUUCAGGCAAUUUCCCCCUAAUUUUCCUAUAUGAAGAGUAAGUUGGGUCCAACGAUAGAGACCUAGGAAAUACUUUAAUGAGGGGACCAAGGACAAUAGGGUACAUGGACCACUUCCUGUAAAGGUCACCUUCCAGUGCCAAGUUGUAUUUGCCUCCUCCAAGUGCUGAAUUGACUCUGGGCACUCCCAGUGCUGAAUUGACUCUUCCCUCUCUCAGUGCUGAAUUGACAGUGCCCUCUCUCGGUGCUGAAUUGACUCUGCCUCUCUCGGUAUUGAAUUGACUCUGGCCUUUCUUAAUGCGGAAUUGAUUUUGUCAUUUUUGUGCUGAGUUGAGCCUGCCCUUUCUCAGUGCUGAAGUGUCUCUACCCUCUCUCAGUGCUGAAAUGACUCUGCCCUCCCCCAGUGCUGAGUUGAGUCUACGCUCUCUUGGUGCUGAGUUGACCCUGCCCUCUCUUAGUGCUGAGUUGACCCUGCCCUCACUCAGUGCUGAGUUAACCUUGCCCUCUGCCAGUGUGCUGAGUUAACCUUGCCCUCUCCCAGUGCUGAAUUGACUCUGCCCUCUCUCAGUGCUAAAUUGACUCUGUCCUCUCUCAGUGCUGAAUUGACUCUGCCCUCUCUCAGUGCUGAAUUGACUCUGCCCUCUCUCAGUGCUGAAUUGACUCUGCCCUCUCAGUGCUGAGUUGACUCUGGCCUCUCUUAAUGCGGAGUUGACUCUGGCCUCUCUUAAUGCGGAGUUGACCUUGCCCUCUCCCGGUGCUGAAUUGACUCUGGCCUCUCUCAGUGCUGAGUUGACUCUGCCCUCUCUCAGUGCUGAGUUGACUCUGCCCUUUCUUAAUGCAGAGUUGACCCUGCCUUCUCCCAGUGCUGAAUUGACUCUGCCCUCUCUCAGUGCUGAGUUGACUCUGGCCUCUCUUAAUGCAGAGUUGACCAUGCCCUCUCCCAAUGAUGAGUUGACUGCCAUCUCUCAGUGUCAAGUCAUGUCUCAUCUCUCUCAGUGCCGAGUUGACCCUGCCCUCGCUCAGGCCUGAGUUAACCCUGCCCUCUCUCAGGCCUGAGUUGACCCUGCUCUCUCUUUGUGCUGAGUUGACCCUGCCUUUUCUCAAUGCUGAAAUGACCCUGCCAUCCCUCAGUGUUAUGUAGAGUCUGCCCUCUCUCAAGGCUGAGGCAAUUCUGCCCUCUCCCAGUGUUGAGUCGACUUUACCUUCUCUCAGUGCUGAAUGUUCCCCUACCAAUGCUGAGUUGAAUCUGCCCUCUUCCAGUGUUGAGUCGACUUUACCCUCUCUCAGUGCUGAAUGUUCCCCUACCAAUGCUGAGUUGAAUCUGCCCUCUUCCAGUGUCAAGUUGUGCCUCCCCCCUGUGUUAAUGCUAAGUUGAGUCGGCCCCUACAGAUGCUGAGUUGAGUCAGCCACUAACAAUACUGAACUGAGUCUGCCCCCUACCAAUGCAGAGUUGUGUCUGCCCCUCUCUCAAUGCCAGGUUGAAUCCAUCAGGUCUUAAUUGUAGAAUGGGAAUUAGUUUUAAUCAAUCUAAGAUGCAUCCUUGAAUAAAAAACUAAAAAAAACCUGCAUGGAUGAUCCUAAAUGUUUUCUAUGCAAUUAGUCUGUAUGUCAGUUCACAAAUGUUUAGAGGUCGUGUCGUUGUCUUUAUUGUAUAUUGUGUACAUAUGAAAUCUUAUAUUUAUAAAUACAUUCACAUUAUAUUUAUAAAACAUUUCACCAUCCUUUGCUGAAUUGUUCAAAUUUUAUUCAUAAUCGAAUUUUGUGUAUAAUUUUAUGAGAACUGAAGUAACACAUUAAAUAUGUACAAAAUGACUAGAACAUAACAAUGGGAUUAAAAACGGCUCACAGUAGAGUUUACUUGCUAUUUGCAUUUCUUCAGUUCCAUAAAAUGGCUGAAGAAUUUUUUAUAUAUCUAUGUUUUUUUCUUAAAUUAUUGUAUACAUGUAUCUGUAAAAAUUUUGAAAAUACACUCAUAUACAACUUAAAUGCUUUGUAAUCAUAGCAAUGGCUAUGCUGCAAAGCGUGAAACCAAGUUGAAGUGUUGAACAUUUCAACUGUAAUUUCAUCAGUUGUCAUGCCCACCUCCAUUUAAUGUUUGUGCUCGGCACCCAUGGGUGAGCAAAUCAAAUGUUUCUCAAUUGCUUAUGUUUUUUUUCAGCAUCUUACUUAUGAUUACUUAUCAUCAGUGAAUUGUCAUUUUAUUCUUUUCAAAUCUCGCCUUACAAAAAUAAAAAAAAUUCAACAUUUA